Molecule: messenger RNA, 1240 nt
Organism: Trifolium pratense (red clover)
Lineage: Eukaryota; Viridiplantae; Streptophyta; Magnoliopsida; Fabales; Fabaceae
Product: peroxidase 16-like
Exons: 4
Coding region: 45-1031 (328 amino acids)
Biological process (GO): hydrogen peroxide catabolic process; response to oxidative stress
Molecular function (GO): heme binding; peroxidase activity
Source: RefSeq, a predicted model, not a curated record
UUUGUAACAUAUGAAACAAAUAAGAAAAAUAACAAAGAGUAACAAUGGGAGCUCCUAGGAUCAUUGUGGUGUUAUCAAUUUUUGUUCUUGUUAUAGUUUGUGUACAAACAAGUUCAGCUCAACUUAGUAAAGGCUUCUAUGGCAAUACAUGUCCAAAUGUUGAACAAUUGGUUCGGUCUGCCGUGGAGCUCAAGUUUAAGCAGACUUUUGUCACUGCUCCUGCCACUCUUAGACUCUUCUUUCAUGAUUGUUUUGUUAGGGGUUGUGAUGCAUCAAUUUUGCUUGAAUCUCCAACUAGUCAAGCAGAGAAAAAUCAUCCUGAUGAUAUUUCAUUAGCUGGUGAUGGCUUUGACACAGUGAUUAAAGCAAAAGAAGCUAUUGACAAAGAUCCUCAAUGCACAAAUAAAAUCUCUUGUGCAGAUAUACUUGCUCUUGCUACAAGGGAUGUAGUCAAUUUGGCUGGGGGACCAUUUUAUGAAGUUGAAUUAGGAAGGCGUGAUGGAAGAAUAUCUACAAUUGCAAGUGUUCAACGCCAUCUUCCUCAUCCUGAAUUCAAUUUGGAUCAACUUAAUUCAAUGUUUAGAUUCAAUGGCCUCUCCCAGAUAGACAUGAUUGCAUUAUCAGGUGCACAUACAAUUGGAUUCUCUCAUUGCAACCGUUUCUCAAAAAGAAUCUACAACUUCAGCCCAAAAAAUAGAAUUGACCCAACACUAAAUUUACAAUAUGCAUUUGAGCUUAGACAAGCAUGUCCUAUAAAAGUUGAUCCUAGGAUUGCUAUAAACAUGGAUCCAAUCACACCUCAAAUAUUUGACAAUCAAUAUUUCAAGAAUUUGCAACAAGGAAAAGGACUCUUUACUUCAGAUCAAGUGUUGGCUAUAGAUAAAAAGUCAAAGAAUACAGUUGACUUAUUUGCAUCAAAUGAAGCUGCUUUUGAAAGUGCUUUUAUUGAUGCUAUUACUAAGUUGGGAAGGGUAGGUGUUAAAACUGGAAAUCAAGGUGAAAUAAGGUUUGAUUGUAGUAGGGUGAACUAGAGGGAUGGAUUAGUCAAGUACAAUGAUUAUGGUGUUGUGUUUUACUUUAUACAAAAGUGAAAAGUACAAGUGUGUGAGAAAUUUGUAUAUUUAUUAAUAUUUCAUUGUUGAAUUAGUAAUUUGAAUUUUUUUCAAAUAUGUGUGUAUUCAUAAAUCUCACAUAUGAUAUAAGAUAUUGAAAACCAACAAUAAAUUGGUUUAAGUAAUAA